This is a messenger RNA of Neolamprologus brichardi, 1165 nucleotides long. The record is from RefSeq and is a predicted model, not a curated record. NCBI's taxonomy places the organism in Eukaryota, Metazoa, Chordata, Actinopteri, Cichliformes, Cichlidae.
AUGCAGAGGAAACAGCAAAACCCAGAGUUCACGUUACCAGAAAUGAGCUCCGCUGCAGGAUUUGACACAAAAAGCAACUGUACCACCAUGUCAGAUAACGGGACCAUUAACGGGACCUACUCAGACAUUUAUUACUAUGAUUACAAUGAUACCUGCAAUCCGGAUUCAAGUUCGGAUUUCAUUGGAUCCAUGGUCUUAACAGUGCUUUGCUAUGUGCUGUUUUGUGUUGGCAUUCUAGGAAACAGCACAGUCCUGUGGGUCCUCUUGCGACAUGUUAAGCUCAGAACUAUGACUGAUGUAUGUCUUCUCAACCUGACUCUGUCUGACCUCUUGGUGGCUAUAUCACUGCCCCUCUGGGCCUACAGUUCCCAGAACCUCGGCUUAUGCAAAAUAAAAACAGGAGUUUAUCAGUUAGGCUUCUACAGUGGGACCUUGUUCGUGACGUUCAUGAGCGUGGACCGCUACCUGGCCAUCGUCCAUGCCGUGGCAGCCAUUCGAGCCCGGACACGUCGCUACGGCAUCACAGCCAGCAUCAUUAUUUGGGCGAUAUCUGUCACUAUGGCAACCCCUCGGGUAGUAUUUGCCUCCUUGGAGGCUGUUGAUAACGCCUCAGAGUGCCAGCCCAUCUAUCCAGAAGACACAAAGCAUUUCUGGAAGUUGCAGCGCAACUUCAGUGAGAACACAGUGGGCCUUUUUCUGUGCCUUCCCAUCAUGAUUUUCUGCUAUGUGAAAAUCCUCAUUGUGCUGUCAAAGUCCAGGAACUCUAAUAGGAACAAGGCUGUGAAGCUGAUUUUCAUCAUUGUGUGUGUGUUUAUGGUGUGCUGGGUUCCCUAUAAUGUUACAGUUUUUUUCGAAACACUGGAGGUGUUUGACAUAAACCUGGGACCCAACCCCUGUGUGAGUUCAAAAGCCCUCAACACUGCCAUGAGCAUUGCCGAGAUUAUCGCGCUGUCCCACUGCUGUGUAAAUCCAGUGAUCUACGCAUUUGUAGGAGAGAAGUUUAGGAAGUCAUUGAACAAGGUGAUGGCUAAAUACCUUGGCUGGAGUUACCAAAGCAGUGGUCCUUACAGCCACAGGGAUACCACAGACAAAGAAACCUCCAACACACCUGUAAGAUCAGAGUAUUAAAAAUGGGUCAUGUGCUUUGCUGAUGGGUGUAACUGUU